Messenger RNA from Ascochyta rabiei, 933 nucleotides. RefSeq lists its product as uncharacterized. NCBI's taxonomy places the organism in Eukaryota, Fungi, Ascomycota, Dothideomycetes, Pleosporales, Didymellaceae. The record is from RefSeq and is a predicted model, not a curated record. The transcript has a single exon. The coding region runs from base 1 to 933 and encodes 310 amino acids. Gene Ontology annotation, molecular function: carbon-sulfur lyase activity.
AUGCAACAGCAUCCUUCAAACGACCAGCUACCCUCCAUCGACUCGAUAAUCCACCUCUCGGCGCGCUCAAACAGCCACCCAGCAAGCGCGCAAAACAUGGCGUCCUCAACCCCCAUCACACACAUAGUCCUCUUCAAGUACCGGCCAGACAUCACCUGGACCGACUUCCAGACGCACUUUGAUGCCUUCCGGGCGCUCCAGUCGCGGUGCCUGCACCCGGACACGGGGAAGCCGUACAUGCUCAGCAUGCGCAUGGGGCAGAACAAUUCGUGGGAGCCCUUCAGCAAAGGCAUGACGCACGCCUUCGUGCUUGAAUUCGCCUCGCAAGCGCAUCUAGACUACUACCUGCUGCACGACGGCGUGCACGCGGAGUUCAGCCGGGCGGCGAAGCCGCUGAUUGAAGACUCGGUCGUCGUCGACAUCACGGACGGCGUGCUGUUCGGGCCCCGGCCGAAGAAGCCGGUCGGGCUGGGCGGGCUGUGGACGGGCGCGUGCCAUUGCGGGGACGUCGAGUGGGAGGUUGCCAUUCCGGAGGAGGAGGAGCUGAGGCAUAUCGUGUGCCACUGCGAUACGUGCAAGAAGCUAGGCGGCGGGCCCUACUCGUGCAACUACAUCGUCCCGCGCGAGGCGCUGAGCAUCCGCAAGGGCCGCACGGGCGAGUAUGCGUAUAAAGGUGCGAGCGGGAAGGAUGUGCAUUGCUACUUUUGCCCGAGAUGUACGUCCCAUGUCUAUCAUCAUCAGGAUGCUAUGCCGGAGAAGGUCAUUGUUCGUACGCUGCUUCUGGAUGGCGGGAAUGAGCUCCAGGCUGGGGGUGAGAUCUUUGCGGAGGGGGCUUUGGGCUGGGCCCAGGAUUUAAAGAGGGCGUUAACCCAACCAACGCCCUCGAAGAGCAACGCAAAGAGUAACGGCGCGAAUGGAGUCAACGGAGUGUAA